Messenger RNA from Melampsora larici-populina 98AG31, 819 nucleotides. RefSeq lists its product as uncharacterized. NCBI's taxonomy places the organism in Eukaryota, Fungi, Basidiomycota, Pucciniomycetes, Pucciniales, Melampsoraceae. The transcript is spliced from 11 exons. The coding region runs from base 1 to 819 and encodes 272 amino acids. The record is from RefSeq and is a predicted model, not a curated record.
AUGAAGCAAUUUAGGCAUAUUCUCCUUUGCCUAUCGGCCCUCGUUUACGCAGUUCAUGCACUCAUCAAAGGCAUAGACCCUCACAACCCACCUCUAAGAGCCAUACCAGAUGGCCAAUCUGGUUACAACCAAUGCGGCACCAAAUCCAGUCCUGAUAGCAAAUGCCAAAAUUUGUGGAUCAAAAGUGCCACCGAGUUUUGUAUCUUUGGGCCUCCUUAUAUGGCAGGCGUGUCAGCGACAGAAAGAGAUGCGGUCUCGUACUGUACAAUGGAUGGCUAUGGUACUCGACUAAUUCCUCCGGGGACAUUCACGAGUGUGCAUUACGUAGUCACGAAGCAUUACAUACAAAUUUCUGGACGUGGAAAUAUGACCAAUAUCAAUGUGAUCCCCGGCAACGAUGGUGGAGAAAUGGAUCCCAAUAGUUUGACUUUGGCAUCCACUAUCACAGGUGGGCUAGUGUUUGGAAAAGAUAACCAGUUCGAACAAUGGACCGAAUUCCUCUUGACCGACGAAUUUUGUAUUCGGGUUUGUUUCAAUGGACCGGAUGCAUGGAGAUACUGCAAUCACAUUUAUGACUUGCUGGCAUGCAGGUGGAAUAUACCGGGGGACUAUUCUCCUGGUUUUGACACCUGCAAGGGAGACGACGUGCCACUGCCGAUGGGCGAAUAUCGACUCCCCAACGGCUCGAUUCACACAUUCAAUCAAGGUGACCUACGCACUCCAGCACCAGGGCCACCGGGGAAAGUUCAUGAUUGUCACAAGAUAUCUCCUCCGGGUGCGAGCUAUAAGAUACCUACUCUAGCAAAGCCACCUCAAUGA